AUGGCCACACUGGCGGGGGAGACACACACACACACACAGACGAUGCUACACUACAUCGUGAACCACGGGCGCUAUGCUACAACUGGACGCCCGAAAUUGCCUAUUGGGCUGGCGAGAUCAGCCUCUGCAGACCAUCAUAUGGGCCCCCCGUGGCCCCUUCACCAUCAUGAUCCAUCAUGA
This is a messenger RNA of Colletotrichum costaricense, 180 nucleotides long. RefSeq lists its product as uncharacterized. The coding region runs from base 1 to 180 and encodes 59 amino acids. Lineage: Eukaryota; Fungi; Ascomycota; Sordariomycetes; Glomerellales; Glomerellaceae. The transcript has 2 exons. The record is from RefSeq and is a predicted model, not a curated record.